Molecule: messenger RNA, 1559 nt
Organism: Mangifera indica (mango)
Lineage: Eukaryota; Viridiplantae; Streptophyta; Magnoliopsida; Sapindales; Anacardiaceae
Product: zinc transporter 8-like
Exons: 3
Coding region: 226-1302 (358 amino acids)
Biological process (GO): zinc ion transmembrane transport
Cellular component (GO): plasma membrane
Molecular function (GO): zinc ion transmembrane transporter activity
Source: RefSeq, a predicted model, not a curated record
UUCGUUAACGUGUUCUCACUUUCUUCAUAAAUAAUCCUACUGUGACUGCAAUUCGAUAUUUAUUAUGGAAAAAUACACCAUGGAUGUCAUCAUCUUGAUUUUCUAUGAGAAUUUCUGAGUUCAAACUUCUCUUUUAUUGGAAAUUACAGUUGACAGAGUUUUCACCAAUUUUCUUAUUAUUAUAAGUCUCUUCUAAAAUCUCGACUGUUCUCAGAUCACAAAAUUAUGGGAACCCCUUUUCUUCGUUGUGAUCUUUCACUUUACAAGCUUUUUGCUUGCCUUUUCAUCUUUUUGGUUCUUCCUUCCUUUGUUCUUGGAGACUGCACAUGUGAUAUUGAAGAUGAAGAACGCAACAAGACUGAAGCACUCAAAUACAAACUUGGAGCCAUCGCUUCGAUUCUUGUUGCAAGUGCCAUUGGAGUUUGUCUUCCUGUUUUGGGCAAAACAAUUGAAGCUUUACGUCCGGAGAAGAAUAUUUUCUUUAUCAUCAAGGCCUUCGCCGCAGGAGUGAUACUCUCAACUGGGUUCAUCCACGUUCUUCCUGAUGCAUUUGAAAACUUGACAUCACCGUGUUUAAACGAAAAUCCAUGGGGAAAAUUCCCUUUUACAGGAUUUGUCGCCAUGAUGGCCACCAUUGGAACUCUAAUGGUGGAUGCUUUUGCAACUUCUUAUUACACCAAGUUUCACUUCAGUAAGGCUCAACCUGGAAAAAAUGCUGGAGAUGAAGAGAUGGUUCAGCAGCAUGAAGGCCAUGUUCAUGUUCACACUCAUGGAACUCAUGGACACGCUCAUGGUGCCAUCCCUUCAGCUGAUUCAGAACUCCUUAGGCAUCGUAUCAUCUCUCAGGUUUUGGAGAUGGGAAUUGUAGUGCACUCAGUGAUAAUUGGGAUUUCAUUGGGUGCUUCAGAAAGCCCAAAAACUAUAAGACCACUUGUAGCUGCCUUGACUUUCCACCAAUUUUUUGAAGGCAUGGGACUGGGAGGGUGUAUUGCUCAGGCAAAAUUCAAAGCUAGAGUGAUUGCAGUUAUGGCGUUGUUCUUCUCAUUGACUACCCCAGUUGGGAUUGCAAUUGGGAUAGGAAUAUCAAAUGUGUACUCAGAGAAUAGUCCCACAGCUUUAAUUGUUGAAGGGAUUUUCAAUGCAGCAUCAGCCGGGAUCUUGAUAUAUAUGUCACUUGUGGAUCUUCUUGCUGCAGAUUUCAUGAAUACAAAGGUUCAAACCAAUAGAAGGCUUCAAAUUGGAGUUAAUAUUUCUCUUCUUCUUGGGGUUGGCUUCAUGUCUUUUUUGGCCAAAUGGGCUUAAAAAAACGUAGUUGUUUUUUGUAACUUGUUGAAUUGUGUGCAACUUGUUGAAUUGUGUGCUUUAAACUUUAUUUCACAAUCUUUCGGGGGUUCCUGCCAUUGUAAAUCGUUUAGUUGUAAGGUUGAAACAGAGAUGAGAUAAAACCUCUGUAACUUAAUUGAGAUUAUCAAUUACAUACUUCAAAUUUACAGUUAGACAUGGUAAUAAGUGUAUAUUUGAUUCAAAUAAUAUUUCUUAUUACUGUUGCACCCCCUUCA